AGUCGUUCACGAGAUUGUUUAGCUUCAACUUGUGGCGCAGACGAUUCGAAGCACCAAAACUAAGUUUUGAAUACUUUGCACCGUAAAUUUGAAAGAUUGAAUCGAAAAGAUUGUGAAUGUGAACGGUAAAAAUUGCACACAUGAGAACUGAAAUUCGUUAAAGGUUGAUAUUGAUGUGAUUGUGCCGUAGUCGACUGUUGGACGAUAAUCUUUCCUUCCAAAAUGUCGGAAAAUACGACCCUAAAAUUCAUUUUCGAUGACGACUAUCAAUCAUUGUUCAAAUGGACGGAAUAUCUGAUUUUCGCAGCAUUGUUAUGCGUUUCAAUGGGAAUCGGAGUGUUUUAUGGAUUUUUUAACAAAAAGAACCAAACGAAUGAAGAGUUCCUGAUGGCUGGAAGAUCUAUGACGGUGUUUCCGGUAACAUUGUCGUUAAUUUGCAGUUUUAUAUCGGCUAUAACGUUAAUGGGAAACCCUGUCGAAGUCUACUAUUACGGUUUGGUUUACAUUUUCUUCUCUACGUCCUUUAUUCCCAUGACUUUAGCCGUGGCCUAUCUGUAUGUUCCCGUAUUUUUUCAACUACAACUAACAUCGGCUUAUGAGUAUCUGGAGAAAAGAUUUAGCAAAACCACGCGAAGGAUUAUGUCUGUGUCUGCAAUUAUUCACUUGAUGAUUUACAUGCCACUAACAGUUUGGGGACCAUCUCUCGCUCUGGAUCAAGUUGCUGGAGUCAAUCGAUACAUAUCUUCUGCAGUAAUUUUCAUCGUUUGCGUCAUCUACUCGUCUAUCGGAGGACUAAAGGCUGUGCUAUGGACUGAUGUGUUACAAGGAAUUAUCAUGUUCGGAUCAAUGAUUACAAUCAUUGUUUUAGGACUCAUUGAAGUAGGAGGUUUUGGAGUGCUGUGGACGAGAGUAGCUGAGACUGGACGGACGAAUGUUUCGAUAUUUGAUCCCGAUCCCCGCACACGGCAUACGUUUUGGACUGGUUUGAUAGGAGCUUACUUCUCAUGGAUCCCAUUGUUUGCUGGCACUCAAGCACAAAUUCAACGUUACUUAUCUGUGCCAACACUCAGAGAUGCCAGAAAGUGCCUGUUUUACAACAUGAUUGGCUUGUUCGUCGUUGUUUUUAUGUGUACCCUUAUCGGACUGCUGAUAUUCGCGAGAUACUACGAUUGCGACCCUGUAUCAGCUGUUUCACCACUUGGUACUACGGUGGUGAGUGCGUCAGAUCAACUCUUACCAUUUUUUGUGAUGGAAGUGCUCGGAAAAAUUCCAACCUUACCCGGAAUUUUACUCGCAGGACUUACUUCUGGUACCUUAAGUUCUGUAUCAAGUUCUUUGAAUGCCCUGCCAGCUAUUAUCAUUGAGGAUUAUGUGAAGCCAUUCAGACCCGGCCUAUCCGCACUGAAACUGGGAUAUCUUUCGAAAGUAAUCUCUGGAGUUGGUGGAACGCUGUCAUUCUGUUUGAUUUUCGUCAUUGCAGCCGUUGGGAACAUUUUGCCGUUUGCCAGCUUACUUCACGGCACAUUCAUUGGACCGAUUGUGGGUUUGUUCUCGUUAGGAAUGUUCUUUCCAUGGACGAACAAUUUGGGAUCAACAUUGGCAUUGAUACCGUCAGUUGCACUGACUUUAUUUUUCGGCAUCGGUUCAAUAUUGAAAAACAACGCCGGCGAACUUCCAGAUCAGAGACUUCCGUUACGCACCGACGGAUGUUACGUGAACGAAACAAUAUCAAGGACAUACGUCGAUACCGCACAGUAUUCGUUCAAACAGAAUGAUGCAUGGAAAGAUGAGACGUACACACCGUUGACUGAGGUGCUUUCUAUCUCCUAUUUAUGGCAACCGCUGGUCACUCUAGUCAGUACAGUCGUGUUCGGCCUUUUAUUCAGUUUUAUCAUAAAUCUCUUCAAAAAACCUCCGAAAGUCAAAGCAAAGUACAUGACACCAAUCAUGUUGACGAUGUGGAUACGGAUUCUCGGCAUGGAGAGACUGAGUAAUUGGAUUGAUUUUGAUGACAGUGACGAUGAUGAUGAUAAUCAUCAAUCGGAUAACACUGCAUCGGUGCGAAAUUCCAUUUCCGGUGACUCAUUAUACAAAGGGAAGGAACUAUAGACACACUUAUCGCAGACUACAAAGACAACGAUCGAAACGAACCAGAAGCAGUUUGUUUACAGAUUUUUGAUUGUGUCAUGUGUACGGUUCGAAUCGGAAAUAAAUCUUUAGUUG
This is a messenger RNA of Bradysia coprophila, 2223 nucleotides long. RefSeq names its product sodium-coupled monocarboxylate transporter 1-like. NCBI's taxonomy places the organism in Eukaryota, Metazoa, Arthropoda, Insecta, Diptera, Sciaridae. The record is from RefSeq and is a predicted model, not a curated record. Gene Ontology annotation, cellular component: membrane. Gene Ontology annotation, molecular function: symporter activity. Gene Ontology annotation, biological process: sodium ion transport; transmembrane transport.